ACUUUCGACCAUUCACUUCGUGAAGCUGUCUCGCACACAGCAUACAAACCAUCUCGGCAAUAUCCCUCGACCUCUUCAUAUACCAUAGCCGGGUCUGACAACGCUCCUCGACCUUACGGGAGCCAUGUCCAGACUCCCAUUACCUCUGAGUGUACAGAGAUGAGCAUAUUGUCCAGCACAGGCCCUGCAGCUUCCACCAUGCGCGGCUCGCACUCUUUCGACCGGAAGGUGGAGGAGAUGAAGCCCAGCAAGAGUGACAUCAACUGGGUCAUAAUGGACUACCUCGUCUCGGAAGGGUACCCGGGCGCCGCCGAGAAGUUUGCGCAGGAGACGAACAUGGCCAGUCCUGUCGACAACGAAAGCAUACGCGAGAGAGUCCGAAUACGAAAUGCCAUACACGGCGGCCGGAUCGACGAAGCGAUUGAGAUGAUCAAUGAGAUCGACCCGGAGAUCCUCGACACCAACCCCCUCCUCCACUUCCACCUCCUCCAACUCCACCUCAUCGAAAUCAUCCGCGCCAUCCUCUCCGCACCCUCCGGCGCAAAUCCCAUAGCCACCGACUUCCUCCCCGCCAUCAAGUUCGCAACCGAACAGCUCUCCCCACGCGCUCCAACAGAUCCAACCUACCAACAAGCCCUCGAGCGCACGAUGGCGCUCAUGAUUUUCCCGCCAGAGAAGAUGACGCCGGAGUUCAAGGAGUUGUUGGACGUAAGACUAAGGGAGAAGGUGGCCGGGGAGGUGAACAAGGCGGUGCUGGAGAGUCGCGGUCAGCGGUCAGAGGCGAAGAUCCGGCAGUUGAUCAGGGCCAGGGCUUGGGCGGAGGGGGAGGCGAGGGCGGCGAAGGUCGAGUUGCCGGCGUUUGUGCCUGUGGGGCUUGACGCUGAGGAUGUGAGUGGUGGGGUUGGAGGUGGGGAUGGGGAUGCUAUGGUGCAUUGAGCGCGGUCUUCGGGAGUGGUAACAAGUCACUUGAUUAGCGUAGGCGUUGGGGUUGAAUAUGAGCGACAUCGUGAUCGAUCCCCGAUGGGAAACACUUGCGCCUGCUCCCAUCAUUGCAGGUGUUGAAUUAUCUAUCCCAGUCGAAAUUGGACUCAAACAUGAGCUAAAUAUCGUGAGUGCUCUUCCCCC
Molecule: messenger RNA, 1125 nt
Organism: Baudoinia panamericana UAMH 10762
Lineage: Eukaryota; Fungi; Ascomycota; Dothideomycetes; Mycosphaerellales; Teratosphaeriaceae
Exons: 4
Coding region: 160-936 (258 amino acids)
Biological process (GO): proteasome-mediated ubiquitin-dependent protein catabolic process
Cellular component (GO): nucleus; cytoplasm
Molecular function (GO): protein binding
Source: RefSeq, a predicted model, not a curated record